Molecule: messenger RNA, 1304 nt
Organism: Mesitornis unicolor (brown roatelo)
Lineage: Eukaryota; Metazoa; Chordata; Aves; Mesitornithiformes; Mesitornithidae
Gene: BPIFC
Product: BPI fold containing family C
Exons: 15
Molecular function (GO): lipid binding
Source: RefSeq, a predicted model, not a curated record
GUCCCAGUGACAAAGGUGAGAAGAUGCUAAAGACAUGGUAUUCUUUCCUGCUGUGUUGGUUGGCCUUGCAGCUUGAGGCUAAUCCUGGUCUUAAAGUGAUGAUUACUCAGAAGGGGCUGGACUAUGGGUCUGUGUAUUAUCAAUGCACAAGUAGCAUUGAAGCAUUCAAGAAAGUAAGGAUCCUUAAAGCAAGGAGAGAAGGCAGGAGGAUUGGGAUGGAGCUACUGAAGCAAGCAGUAUUGAAAGAGACUUUCCCAAGCUGGAGUGGGCAGGAGAGUUUCUCGAUUGUUAAGGUCAACUAUGUAAUUUCAAGGCUCAGAAUUAAUGCUGUAGAUUUCCCAGAAACUGCUGCUUCCUUUAUUCCUGGCACUGGCAUUAGUCUCUCAGUGGCACGUGCUUCUGGUACAAUCAGUGCAGACUGGAAAAUGAAGACGUGGCUGCUCAAAGACCAAGGAGAAAUUACUGUGUCCGUCUCAGGACUGUUUAUUGCAAUUAUCUUCAAAGUGUCAAGGGACAGCACAGGCCACUUGUCCACGUUGCUACACAAUUGCCAGCUGAGCAUUAAUAGUGUAAAAGUCAAGUUAAAUGGAGGAUCUAGCUGGAUCUACAACUUUCUAUCUGGUUAUCUUGAGAAGCCCAUUCACACCAAAUUGGAUACAAGUCUAUGCCUAAAUAUCAAAUACAAAAUCCAAAUGAUGGAUGCAGAGCUAAGAAAGCAUAAGGUCUUAAGCCAGAUUGAUGCCUUUGCACAAAUAGACUAUUCCCUAGUUAGUUCUCCAGCAGUCUUCAAAUCACACAUUACCUUGGAUUUGAAGGGUGAUUCCAUGCUCUACCUGGGAGUCUCCCGUUAUUUUCUUAAGUCUGCUUCACUGGUUUACUACAGAGCAGGGGCCUUUAACAUCACCAUCUCCAAAGAGCUUGCUACUACUUUUAACCUAAAUACCACCUUAUUCAAAGAUUCUAUUCCUGAGAUGGCUCUGAGUUACAUAAUAUCAUGCCCUGUGCUGCUGAACAUCACCUCCUGUGACAGCCACUACCAGAGCCGAUUUGACAGUAACCAAACAGAAGUUGAAUAUCUCAUUACUUCUGAAGAGAACGAGUUUUACUCGCAUUACAAGCUGGUCUGGGUUUACAGCCCCUUUCUCCCUAAAUGUAUCUGGUGGGUAGAAGCACAGACUUUCAGUCUCCAGUUCUCCCUGCUGCACUCCGCUCUUGGCUCCUCUGAGGGUCAUCUGGUGAUUUCCACUGAUGUUCACUACAAACAUGAGGAAGGGGGAGAUGAGGACCAUCACAGUCACUCCUAA